Solanum dulcamara is the source of this 1117-nucleotide messenger RNA. RefSeq names its product probable aquaporin PIP2-8. Gene Ontology annotation, cellular component: plasma membrane. Gene Ontology annotation, molecular function: water channel activity. The transcript has 4 exons. Lineage: Eukaryota; Viridiplantae; Streptophyta; Magnoliopsida; Solanales; Solanaceae. Gene Ontology annotation, biological process: transmembrane transport. Bases 145 to 948 code for a protein of 267 amino acids. The record is from RefSeq and is a predicted model, not a curated record.
UAAACAACCUCUCUUGCAUCUUUAUGUUUUUUUUAUAUAUAUAAAACAUUUGAUGUUACCUGUGCUAAAGUUUAUAAAUACCUAUCCAUCACUGAUCUCCUUCACCGCGCGUUUUAAGCGAUAGUUUAUAGUAACUAGGAAGAUAUGGCGAAAGAUUACGUUGAUAAGCCGUCAGCUCCGCUGUUUGAUAUAACGGAGCUGAAGAACUGGUCUUUUUACAGAGCAUUGAUUGCUGAAUUUAUUGCGACGCUUCUGUUCCUCUACGUUAGCGUGGCUACUGUUAUUGGCCACAAGAAGCAAGUUGGUCCCUGCGAAGGCGUUGGACUUCUUGGUAUUGCGUGGGCUUUUGGUGGCAUGAUUUUUGUUCUUGUCUAUUCCACUGCUGGGAUUUCUGGGGGGCAUAUAAACCCAGCAGUGACGUUUGGUCUAUUACUAGCAAGGAAGGUGUCAUUACUAAGAGCGGUGAUGUACAUGGUGGCGCAAUGCUUAGGAGCCAUUUGCGGCGUUGGUAUAGUGAAAGGUCUGAUGAAGCAUGACUAUAACAAGUAUGGUGGCGGUGCUAAUACCGUCGCAGUUGGCUACUCAACCGGCGCAGCAUUGGGUGCAGAGAUCAUUGGCACUUUCCUACUCAUGUAUACCGUAUUCUGCGCCACCGACGCCAAAGCCAAAGCCCGUGAUUCCCACGUCCCUGUACUAGCACCAUUGCCAAUUGGAUUCACGGUGUUUAUGGUGCAUUUGGCCACCAUUCCCAUCACUGGCACUGGCAUCAAUCCUGCUAGGAGUUUCGGAGCUGCUGUCAUUUACAACGAUACCACAGCUUGGAGUGACCAUUGGAUCUUCUGGGUUGGACCCUCUCUGGGAGCAUUGGCUGCUAAUAUCUACCACCAACAAAUUCUGCGAGGUCACGCUAUCAAAGCUUUCUCCUUCUACAACGAUCCCAACAAUUGAACUACCCUCAUUAUUAAUAAUAAUGUUAUCGUCUACCCAGCAUAACGGCAGCACUAAAGUAACAGUGUUGAUAACCAUUUUGCUGGACCUUGAAUUUCUUUUGUUUUCACUUUGUGUGGCUUGUAAAAUAUCCAACACAUUUUGGAUUUAUCAAUGUUUUUUAUCUUCA